GGGCAGUCCCGCCAUGGACGGCUUCAUCUACCAGCUCCCGGCUCGCGUCCUGGACGAGCUGUGCCGUAGCAUGGACACGCUCAGCGAGUGGGACUGGAUGCAGUUCGCCUCCUACGUGAUCACAGACCUGACCCAGCUGCGGAAGAUCAAGGCCAUGGAGCGUGUGCAGGGCGUGAGCAUCACACGGGAGCUGCUGUGGUGGUGGGGCAUGCGGCAGGCCACGGUGCAGCAGCUGCUGGACCUGCUGUGCCACCUGGAGCUCUACCGCGCCGCCCACAUCAUCCUGAGCUGGAAACAGGGUGCAGAAACCAGCUCUUCCCGGCCAGACUUCUCAGAAGCUGUGUUGCCAGGGCCUGCAGCAGCUUCCCUAAGAAGCAGGGAGGAGGACCAGGACCCAGGGAAGCUCCUGGGGCCCGCUGCCUUUAAGGGCCCAGGGUCUGCUCUGCCCAGAGCCAACCAGCCGGCUUCCCUGCUGCCUCCCUCUGAAGAGGACGCUGCUUAUGCCAUAAAGACUGACCUUCCUGUGAUGUCACACUCUGAGACUUUCAGCACUUCUGUUCCUAAGCAAGAAAGACUUCUGAGCGGUUCUGUAGAUGACCUUCUCUGGAGCGAGGCAGAUGUAGUCCAGGCAACCAGUGACUUCGACCCAAGCUUCAGGAUCAGCAGCGGCACCUGUGCUGAUGUGUACCGAGGGCAGAGACAUGGGGUGCCCUUGGUCAUCAAGCAGCUCCGGGAGGUGGGUGUGGCAGCUUCUCCAGGCACUGUGGCCGAGUGCAAGGGGCCAGGCCUUCAGUGCCACUGCCCUUCUCCUCAGGCAGCCUGCUCCAGUCCAGGGUCACUGGAAAGAUUCCUUCAGGCAGAAGUACAGGUUUGUCUCAGAUGCUGCCACCCCAACGUGUUGCCUUUGCUGGGCUUCUGCACUGGAGGGCAAUGUCACAGCCUGAUCUACCCCUACAUGGCAAACGGUUCUCUACAGGACAGACUGCAUGGCCAGGAUGGCUCAGACCUCCUGCCCUGGCCCCGGCUUGUCAGCAUCUGCUCAGGGCUACUUGGUGCGGUUGAGCACUUGCACAGCCUGGACAUCAUCCACGGCAACAUCAAGAGCUCCAACAUUUUGCUGGAUGAAGAAUUCACCCCUAAGCUGGCUCAUCCAGUGGCUCAGUUGAAUCCUGACUAUAAAAGGUCAGAAUACACGGUGAUGAAGACCCACCUUUUCCAGGCCUCAGCAGCAUAUGUGCCGGAAGAUUUCAUCAGGGUCGGGCAGCUGACCAAGCGUGUGGACGUCUUCAGCUGUGGGAUAGUGCUAGCAGAGGUCCUCACCGGCAUGCCUGCGAUGGACAGUGACCGGAACCCUGUGUACCUGAAAGAUUUACUCCUCAGUGAAAUUCCAAGCUCCAGGAAGACAGGGGUGCAGAAGGUGACAGCAACGAUCUGCCAGAAAUACUUGGAGAAGAGAGAGGGGUCACUGCCUGAGGACUGUGCCGAGGCCUUGGCCAGAGCUGUCUGCCUCUGCCUGCAGAGGCGCAACACUAGUGUGCAGGAGGCGCAUGGUUUCGUGGCUGCCGUGGAGGAGCGGCUUCGAGGGCGGGGUGCACUGCUGCAGUGCAGUGGGCUGUCUGCAGGCACUGGCUCCUCCGCCAACGCACCCGAGGAGACCGACGACGUGGACAACGAUGGCCUCCAUGCCGCGUUCUCCAGGAGGGCAGCGCCCAGUGCCGGCGCGGAGGCCGAAGCUGGAGGGUUCCAAGCGGGCUCCUCGCCGCAGGGCGCUCCAGAGACUUCAUGGAAAAUUGAGAUAAAUGAGGCUAAACAGAAACUGAUGGAGAAUAUUUUGCUCUACAAAGAGGAGAAAUUGGACAGCAUUGAGCUUUUCGGACCCUGAUGACUGGAAGAAGCUGAGGACUCUUGUCCUCAAGUGGAAAGACAAGCGUGUAAUCCAGGAAAAGGGCUGAGGCAGAAAUUAGCACCUGGCAAGACACAGAGCAAGCAUGGGUUUUUAGUACCCUUUCACCAGUGAGUUAGGGAGAAAGAACUCAGCUUUUUUCUUUUUUUCUUUUUUUUGUGAUACUGGAGAGUCAAUCUAGGUUCUUGCACCAGGCAAGUAAGUACUCUGCCACUGAGCUACAUUCCUAGCCCUUCAUAGUUUUUAUUUUGAGAUACUCUCCAUAAGUUGCCCUGGCUAGCCAUGAACUUGUGAUUUUUCUGCCUUAGCCUCCUGAGUAGCUGGAAUUUUGGACCUGUGCCAUUGUAUGUACCACUGUAUGUGCCAUAACCUCAGUUUGUUAUUGUUCAUUUCUGUGGGUUGAACCCAAGGCCUUCACACUGAGCUAUAUCCCAUCCCUUUCUAGUUUUUAUAUUGAGACAGGGUCUCAGUAAGUUGCUAAAUUGCCUAGGCUGGACUUAAACUUGGGGUCCUCCUGUCUUAGCAUUUGGGGAUCCUAGGGAUGCACUAUCAGACUUGGGAGAACAUCAGGCUUUACAGACAUAAGAAUCCAAGAAGUGCUCCUUCUGUCUGGGAUUUAUAGGUCAGAGCAAGGUGUCACAGGAGACAGAAGCUAAAAGCCCGGUACACAGACCCAGGAUGUGGGUCAUUUGAGGUUCUGUGGAGCCCAUGAUGGCAGACACCUCAGCAGAAGCUGUUACCUUAGCAGCUCUCACGCCUUGACAACUGACAAGCAGUUCUACAAUCCUGAGCAUCUUUUCCAGAAUUAAACCCUGUGAGUCAUAUUUGCCAACAACCACCUGCAGGCUUCCAUUACACGAUGAUUUUCAGCUUGCAUCCCCAUGCAGUUCUGAUUCAUCGCUCAAAAUCACCAGUCUUACCAAUGCCACACACCUGCAGAGGACUCCGAAGGCUUCCUACACCCCAUUGGUAAUCUUGCCAUCCUUGGAUAUUUAUUAACCCCCUGCUCAGUGCUUUCCUUCUCCCACCCCAUUAACUGUUUGAGAAGAUGUGUUAUUUAUGUUGACAUGAAGAACCAGGAGAAUUAGCCUUAUGUCUGAUUCCGCUGCUAAUGAAGUUUAUCAUUUACUUUCUGGGACCUCAGUUUCCUUGUAUGAUCCCUGCUCUUUUUUUCCUCCUGCCUUAGUGUUGGGGGAAUGCGUGCAGAGGCUGCAGAAAACGCAUUUGUUCUGCUUUAUAAAAUAAAAAGACGUUAAAUGUGUCCUACCAUACAUCAUGUCUAUGCAGUGAAUAUAGUU
This is a messenger RNA of Octodon degus (degu), 3201 nucleotides long. RefSeq names its product interleukin 1 receptor associated kinase 2 (gene Irak2). The record is from RefSeq and is a predicted model, not a curated record. Gene Ontology annotation, cellular component: plasma membrane; nucleus; cytoplasm. Gene Ontology annotation, molecular function: protein kinase activity; protein binding; ATP binding. NCBI's taxonomy places the organism in Eukaryota, Metazoa, Chordata, Mammalia, Rodentia, Octodontidae. Bases 14 to 1882 code for a protein of 622 amino acids. Gene Ontology annotation, biological process: protein phosphorylation; interleukin-1-mediated signaling pathway; intracellular signal transduction. The transcript is spliced from 12 exons.